AUGACCCAAACUGUGAAGCUGGACGACUGGCAAGAAGAUGACCCCUCCUCGCCAGUCGUAAGAACACAGGAGCGCUUGUGGCGUGUGCGGCACCUGCGACCUUUGCGCCCGCCGUCGCAGCUCGGGAAGCCGCCGCCCGUGACGGUGAAGACCCGCUCAGCGGCGAAGCUGCCCCUGAGCCCGGCAGCACUGGAGCCCGAGCGUAAGCCCAGCCACCUGGCCUUUGGGGAUGCUCUGCGCCUCACGCUCCCCCCGCUGGAUGACGACGGCUUCGCAGCAGCGCUCUGCGCCUGCGUCCGCCCGAGGGCCGCCGGCGACGUUGGCCCGCGGGAGAUCGCUCCCACCGAUGCCGAGCGCGAGGAGCUGCGGCUGGCAGAGGACCUGGCGGCCUCGGGGCGGAGGGCCAAGGACUUCGUGGCAGUAACGGCUGCUCGCGUGCCAGACCCCGACACGGUCGCCUGUCGAAGCGCAUGGCGGGUGUUCCGGUGUAGUGAGCUGGACGGCUUCCCGGCCUCUUCCCGUGUGCACUAUGGACAGCAUGUUCAGUUCGGGCUGCCAUCCGUUGACGAUGCGAGCUCGGAAAUCUUGCUGAGCUGCGAGCCACCUAGCCGUGGUGGAGGUCUGGGGGCCCCGUACCUGAUCUUCGGGCGCUUCGUGGACUUCGGCUACGUCUGUCAGGGACGGCGGAGCUGGAACACGGCUUUCACCCUCGUGCCGGAGCAUUCUUCAGCCGGUGGUUACGGUGACCCUGUGGACCUGAGAUGGGGCGUGCGCAUUGUGCCCAUUGCGCCAUUCUCUUACCUUCACGGCCCGCGGCUGAUGCAGGCCGUUUUCGGCGGCCUUAGCAACCCCGUUGGUCGGGGCUGCAUCUCACGAUCUGCUGCCGUGGGGAAGGACGUGCAGGAGCUGCUGCUGCACGCAUCAGCCCCAGAAGGAGAGCCUCCAGAUGUUGGCUGGGUGCUGGAGCGGCUCUGCCUCAACCCGGCCGCGCCCAGCACAGCGGCAGGUGGAGACACGACCUUUGCGCAAUGGCACAGCCUCAGGGCCGUCAUCCUGAAGCGGAUCCGCCGGCGCGGGGAGGUACUGGCCUACAGCAUCUUCCGAAAGAUCCUUUCCAAAGACUGCCUGGUGCCGGAUGGCCCGAUCUCCACCAGUCGAUUGCCAACGGCGGAUGGCUCUGCAACCCUUGCUGAGCGGACCUUGGUCGGCGAGUCCUCCGUCUUGACAUCCUUGCGCUGCGACUACGGCGUGCAGCUGGGCGUGGAUGACAUGCAGUUGAUCACGAAGCACUUUCGGCCGCCGGGUACAGAGAGCCUAUGGUCCGAGCCUCUCAUCGACGUCAACGCCUUGGCGGACGCCAUCCGAGGGGAGCUCAACGGGUGA
Molecule: messenger RNA, 1383 nt
Organism: Symbiodinium necroappetens
Lineage: Eukaryota; Dinophyceae; Suessiales; Symbiodiniaceae
Source: the annotation of a GenBank genome assembly